Messenger RNA from Drosophila grimshawi, 2021 nucleotides. RefSeq names its product esterase B1 (gene clt). Bases 147 to 1871 code for a protein of 574 amino acids. The record is from RefSeq and is a predicted model, not a curated record. The transcript is spliced from 4 exons. NCBI's taxonomy places the organism in Eukaryota, Metazoa, Arthropoda, Insecta, Diptera, Drosophilidae.
CGGGUGCAAGCAACCUUUGGAGCCCACUUACGGGUUAACGAUUAAUCAGAUAAAUCAGCUGUGCAUUUCUGCGUCUAAAGAUCAUUAUACUGGAGUUUCGACUUUUGACCGAUUUUUACUAGUGAUUAGAUAUUACUUUAUAUUUAAUGUUAGUUACGAUGUGGGGCUUAGCUGCACUCAGAGGUAUAAAAUAUUCUGUCAGUAGCCUCCGAUUAUUCAGCAAUAUGAAAGUCAAGGUGCCUGUUAAGCAAGGUGUGCUGGUUGGACAGCGUCAGCAGUUGCCCAGUGGCCUAGUAUACGAAAGCUUCCUAGGAGUGCCCUAUGCACAGCCACCAGUGGGUGAGCUGCGUUUUCGAAGCCCCGUGCCAGUGGAGCGUUUCAAGGAGCCAGAGCUGGACUGCAGCAAAGAAGGUGAUGUCUCACAUCAGCGUGAUCCAUUUAUGCUGGAAGUCAUUGGCUCGGAGAACUGUUUGUUCCUCAAUGUGUAUGAGCCCAAAGGAAAGUCGGCGAAGCCGCUGCCCGUCAUGGUAUGGAUUCAUGGUGGUGGCUUCUGGUUUGGCAACGGAAAUAGAGAUUAUCACUUUCCUGCACAGCUAAUGCAGCAAGAGGUAAUAGUGAUUACCCUGAACUAUCGCUUGGGUGCGUUGGGUUUUCUCAGUUUGCCAGAGGCCGGCAUCUAUGGCAAUGCGGGAUUGAAGGAUCAGCGUCUGGCGCUACAGUGGGUGCAGGACAACAUUGCCAACUUCAAUGGUGAUCCCCAGAAUGUGACCCUUUUUGGGGAGAGCGCGGGCGCAGCUGCAGUGCAUCUGCACACUUAUGCCGAGCAUGCCAACAAACUGUUCCACAAGGCCAUCAUGCAGAGCGGCACAGGCAACAUGGAGUGGGUUUUCCAGCAAAAUGCGGCAUACAAAGCCAGACGCUUGGGCGAACUAUUGCAGGGCAAGAAUAUUGAGCAGGCGAGUCAACUGCUGGAAUUCCUGCAGUCCAAACAGGUGACACCACUGGAUCUCCUUAAAAACACUGUGGGUGUGCUCAGCGAUGAUGAGCGUCGUCGCGGGCUGCCGUUGGCAUUCAAGCCAGUUGUGGAGGAUGCUGAAAGUUCAGAUAGUUUCAUUAACAGAAACUUUAUGGAUCUGAUGCAUGAUAAGGAACGGCUGCGUGGAAUGCCUAUGAUAAUGGGCUAUAAUUCAGCAGAAGGCAUGGCUAUGCUUGUGAAUGCCCGGCGGAAGCUAGAAGUGUACAAUGAGGAUAUGGCGCGUGUGGUUCCACGCAAUCUGGUGGAUCAACCAGAGUCGCCAGUGGCACUGGAAGCAGCUGAGGAUAUGCGUCAAUUCUAUUUUAAUGGAAAGGCAUUGACAGAAAAUUGUCUGGACAAUCUGAUUGAUUUGUUCACAGAUUACCACUUUAAUAUUGAUCUGCAACACGCUGCAGAGAUUCAUGUUAACUGCCAGCGGACGGCACCGUUAUAUUUCUAUCGCUUUGACUAUGUGGGUGGACGGAACAUGUACAAGCGCAUGUUCCAGGCUGAAAAACUUCGCGGAGUAUCGCAUGCAGAUGAGCUGUUCUAUCUGUUCCAAAUGUUAGAUGAUCAGAUGCCACUCGCCCCAGAGGAUGGCCAAAUGUCGGAGCGUCUAUGCCAAAUGUGGGCCAAUUUUGCGAAACACGGCAAGCCGUUGGAAACAUGGACGCCAGUGCAGAGAUCGAAGAGGAGCCCUAAUGGUGAACUCGAGCCCAUUCGGCUGGAUUAUAUGAAAAUCGAUCGGGAGUGCAAAAUGAAGUCAGAUCCAGAUGCAGAGCGUAUCGAUUUCUGGCGCAGCAUGUACAAAAGAUAUAAGCCGCAAUGCUAUGAUGAGCUCAGAGCAAAGUUGUAAUUGAUAUACCAUAUUCAAAUUGUUUAUUUUGAUAUUAGUUCACUAGUUCACUUGAGCUCGAGCUUUGAUUUAUCGAUAUUUUUACGAGUAAUUAUUGUAUUGUCGUUUUAGUAUUUUAUCGAUUAUAUCUGAAGCUCAUAAGACCAAGAA